AUGAAACAGUUAUUUACUAUCAGUGGGCGAUAUGCUGCCACUGAAGAUGUAUCGAUUACACCACAGGGACUCGGUUUAUCAUGGAAUACACGUUUAAAAGGUUUUGGCAUAUGUUUGCUUAUUGCUGUGAUACUUGGCAUCGUUGCGAUUAUUAUCUAUUUUCUUGGUGGUGAUAUUUCUGGUUUUGCUGUUCUUUAUAGUUUCGCAGUUAUUGCUGGUGUUGGAUCUACACUGUUUUUAAUGGGACCAAUGAAUCAAUUAAAAAAAAUGUUUGAUCCAUCUCGAUGUAUUGCUACCCUUGUCUUUCUUGUAUGUGUUGUUAUGACACUUGUAUCAGCUAUUGCCAUAAAAAUUGCUGCUCUUGUUCUUUUAUUUAUUAUUCUACAAUUUCUUGCUCUACUGUGGUAUACACUUAGUUACAUUCCAUUUGCGCGGUAA
This is a messenger RNA of Rotaria sp. Silwood2, 438 nucleotides long. The record is from the annotation of a GenBank genome assembly. NCBI's taxonomy places the organism in Eukaryota, Metazoa, Rotifera, Eurotatoria, Philodinida, Philodinidae.